This is a messenger RNA of Alternaria metachromatica, 1569 nucleotides long. RefSeq lists its product as uncharacterized. The coding region runs from base 1 to 1569 and encodes 522 amino acids. The record is from RefSeq and is a predicted model, not a curated record. Lineage: Eukaryota; Fungi; Ascomycota; Dothideomycetes; Pleosporales; Pleosporaceae. The transcript is spliced from 2 exons.
AUGUCCAGCUCGGCCACCUUGAUUGAGGUUCCUGUCGACGGCAAGCCAGUCAUGGCGCUUCUUCUCUCGCACGAAUUGGGCCAACGAAUGUUUAAAUCUGUGGAGCUACAACUCGAAUUUGGAGCACUCGAAGAUCGGUCUAAAGAGGAGAUCCCAGCGAUUGAUCACAAAAUAUUUCACCUCCAACAGAUAGUCGAUUCCACAAAGUCGGGUCUAGCAAGUGUCGAACGCAUCCAACUUGGCUUAGUGAAGCAGCAAGACCCUAAAGUUGUCGCAAUGCAAUCAAAGGCAAGAGAGGAACUACUCAAGGAUGAGGAGGAGCUAUCGCUGCUCCAAGAGGAAAAGGCAGAGCUAGAGCGCAAGGUUCACGACGCGAACGAGGAAUGGUAUAAAUUGGCGUGGAAUGUAUGUGUUCACCACCAUAUUGCUUUCAUCAAAGCAGGAUUCAAAGGAGAAGAUGGGGACAGCGAAGAUGGAGAAACAUCGAGCGCGGAGUCUGAACCAGGUGAAGAAGCCAGUGGCGCAAAGGAGUCGGAAAGGAAAUCUAGUCCAACGGCAGCGAAAGAUGCACUGCAGCCGGUGGCUGGAAACGAGAUGGCUAUGGUGCUGUACACCGGUAACAAAGCAAAGCAGGAUACCACAACCCGGAAUGCGGACGUUCCCCAAAGCAAGCCCCCUGAUCUCACCAUGACUCGAUUCACAGCAGAGGAUGAGAUAAGACUCAAACUCCUCGCAGCAAAGAAGGCUUUUAGCGAAGCUGACCACGCACACGAUAAACACCGAAAAUGCUACGAACUUACAUUCCUUAGAUACUGCGCACAGUACCCGACCAAACCCGAGGCUGAACUUGCCGCUCAAUUUCCCCGCUUCUUCAUCAAAAAGGGACAAGAGCUCAUAAACGCAUUACGUGUUGCGGAGAAAGCAUACCAUGAGGCAGAGAAACGCGCCAUGGAUGUGAACGUUUUCACCAUUCCGGACGAACUUAUCGAAGCAAAUGUUAACCCAUAUUUGGAUAUCGAUGAUCUGGAGGCGAUGAUGAAGCCAUGGAAUGAUAAAGACCGGGCGCGCAUUUACAAUUGGCGGCAUGUCGAGGCGGGUGUUCUUACUCCGCCGUCUAUUCAUACGAUAGAUACGUUCUAUGACGCGAGUUCUAGUGGCGAUGACGACGGUACUGGGAGUAUUGCGAGCGCGCAAGGCGCCGAGGUUCAAAGAAUAGAAGCCGCUCAACCGUCGGCACCAUCCGCGAACAACAAUGUCGACACCAACGUAGCAACACCGGCGCAAGAUGAGACCGAGCCUCGUCCCGAGGAGGAUGACAUCCCAGAGGGAGUAGUCCUAUUGACCAAGCCCAAUGCAAGUCAGAACUCCUACUCGUCUACCGAAUUAGCGUCAACAAUAGAUGGCGCAGCUCCAGCUUCUUCCUCCGGGGUGGAAAAGCGCAAGUUCUGGGGUCAGGUACAUGGACAUGAUAGCUUUAGUGUUGCCGAUAUGCGGAAUAAACGACAAAAGAUAGAUAGAUGGCAGCGGGAUUGCGCGCGGUGGAGGGCUAGUAAUGUACAUUUCGAAUGA